CGACCACUUACAUCCCUCAACACCUGCCACGCGCUUCUUCCCCUGCCCCUGAUCAUGGCACGGCGAAGCUUGCGCCUUGUGGCCUUUCUGAUAGUCUUAUGGAGGCCGCAGACAUUUGCAACUCUGCGCAGCGCAAAGAACGCUGCCCUGCCUCGACGCCAUCUUUUGGGCGCCAUCAUCUUGAGUCCUGCUGUGGGCGUGCCUGCCAACGCCGCUCCAACGCCGCUGCCAGUGGCAGGAUCACCCAAGCCAAUGCCGCCGAUUGGCUAUGGCACUUGCUGCCGUCCUGGUGCCAAGGGGGAAGAGUUGGUGGAAGGUGUCAAAGCCUAUCUUGCCGCUGGGGGUAGGCUGAUUGACACGGACGGCACAGAUUUAUGGCAAUCACGAGGAUAUUGCUGAGGCGAUUCGCCAGAGUGGUGUGAAGCGUGAGGAGCUGUGGAUUACCUCCAAAGUACGAGUGCAGAGCUGCAACACUCCAGAGGAUGUUUUGAAGGCUGUGGACACAACCUUGCGACAGCUGGACACCAAGUAUGUGGACUUGAUGCUUCUGCACGGGGGCGAUGGCUGGGGCAUCCUUCCUGACCGCGACGAAGCGCUCUGGCGGGGCCUCAUUGCCGCGCAGAAGGCGGGACAAGCUCGAAGCAUUGGCCUGUCCAACCACAACCGGGAGGAAGUGGAGCAGCUCAUCGCCAAGACAAAAGUGGUGCCCGCCGUGAAUCAGCUGGAGUAUCACCCUUGGGUGCCGAGUGAAACCAAAGACCUGGUGAGAUGGUGCCAGAGCCAGGGCAUUGUAGUCACUGCCUAUGGAUCUUUAGGUGGUUCCACCAACCAAGCACGGGGAGAGGUUGUAUCGAAGGUCGCGGCGAAGUAUGGCCGGACCAACGCACAGGUCUUGUUGCGCUGGGCACUGGAUCAGGGCAUCGCCGUGAUCCCCGGAACCAACUCCGAGCAGCACAUUCGAGAGGACUUGGAUCUGGAUUUCCACCUGGAUCCCAAAGAUGCGCAACUUCUAGAAGCCAGCGAUGCCCCAGCGAGUUUUACACGGUGGAGGAAUUGCAGAACUGGCUGUGCUUGAUAUUCGCAGACGGUGAAAAGGGUUC
Messenger RNA from Durusdinium trenchii, 1100 nucleotides. Lineage: Eukaryota; Dinophyceae; Suessiales; Symbiodiniaceae. The record is from the annotation of a GenBank genome assembly.